CCAUUUUUAUAAAUAAACCCCGUGGUUAGUGUUCUAGAAGCUGCUGGUCACGUUCCGCAUGUAAAUGACCCUUGUUGAUGGGCACAAACUGUAGAAACUAUGUUGACCGGCACAGAACCUACCAUCGGGAGUGCUUCACACCCUGCUCGGUCCACCGUACUGCUGUGUAACGAUGGAAGCUUUUCCAUAAAACCAAUCACCACGCACCCGCAAACAAAGAACCGUCACGUCCGAACCGCCGGUUGGGUAAAGCCGCCCCGACGCGUCUCCAUCAGAUUGUGAAAUGUGAAUGGACGACGGGUUGGAAAAUUAAUUAUCGAUGAUUUAUUGAUACCCAUCGCCCCCCCCCCCCCCCCCGGUUUGACGUUGGUUUUGAGUGUCAAUGUACGCGUCGAGCGCCACCGGAACACAGGAAUACCAGGAAAUGAGAGCGGCCACGCACCCACGCUAAUGGCGAAAGGGAGAGCAUUCGUUCGUGUCCUGCGUGUUGAUUGAUGGGUGACAGACAGAAAAAUCUAGCCUAGCGUGUGUUCGUUGUUGGAGGUGUUUCAAGAUGAAUGCAAACAGCUUUUGGGGUACGAUCGAUCAGCUGCUGGGCCGGGAAGCUCAGAAGCAGAGCGGGCAGGACUCGCUGAAGGUAGCGGGUUGGCUUUCCGCGUAUGCUGGCGUGCGUAAAACGGCCGGACAGGGUGACAGUGAUGCGGCUGGCUACGGCAGCGAUGGGUUCAGUGGACUUCCCGGCAGAACCGGCAGCUUGCCAUCGAUUUUCCCGACCGGCAAUCAGCUGAUUCAGCCCGACCAGGACGGCGGUUUCAACGGGGACGGUACGGGGCCGGGCGGUACUGGCGGUACGGCGGCGGGAACGGGCCGGACGGGAGCGAAUCGCAAAAAGGUGCGCUUCCGCAAGUCGAAGCUUCGCCAGCUGUACGACGUGGACGUGCUGCCCGUGGAGUACCUGGGACCAAAGAUCGAGUACAGUGUGAACCUGCCGAGAGUAACCGCACAACUGGAGAAGUUGAUGGGAACAAAUGUGGUCCGGCUGACGGAUCGCAAAUACAUGCAGGAGCUGCAGCGCCGCAUCCAGGAGGACUACAAUGUCACGCUGGAGAAGCGCAUCAGCGAACGGGAGCACCGAGAAUGGCAACGGCAGAAGCAACUGAUCCUGGACGGCAAGUAUAGCCUGGAAAACUGUCCCCGGUCUUUAAUUCCACUGCACAGUAUCGUGCUGGCGAAAGAAAUCGAGCGUGAGCGUAACCUGAUCCUGUCCGGUGCGGGCGACAGCAUACCGGAGGAGAUGACCAGCUCGGUCUUUCUGGUGAACCAGAAAACGAACGUCAACAUCCUGAACAAGCGGGAAAAGCUGAAAACUAUCCGUGAGAAAAAUGCGGAACGUUUGAUAAAACAGGGCCACCGCUGGGAGCGGGAACGGCAGCAGAUGGAGGAGCAGAGCCGCGAGCGCGAGAUCGAACGGCGCACCAAGCGCGAGGCACUGCUCGAGCAGGAAAAGCUGUACAUGAUCGAGGAAAACGAUCGCUCGCUGAACCUGCUGCGGAUGAAGACGAAGAAGGGCCCGUCGCGCGACAUGAACCUGCGGUCGAUGCUGAUGCAGCAGCGGGAAGAGCUGGGCCGGACGAUACAGAAGCGCGACUUCGACAUGAAGGACGAGCGGUCCGGGCUGGGGAUGGAGAUGGAAGGCGGGAAGGGGGAUCGACGGCGGCAUCGACGGGGCGCUCGCAAGCAGCGACCGAUGCAGCGACAGAACGAGGUGCACGAGUACCAGGAGUCUUCCUCGCCGGAGGAGGGCUACAUCUCGAUGAACAAUGCCGACACGCCCGAAGAUCUGGAGACGUCGAUCGCGAUCAAGGUGGGCAAAGGGGCGAGCAAGGAUUCGGGCGACGAAUCGGAAGCGGAGCAGGAUUCGGACCAGGCGCCAGUGGACGAGGCGUUGGUGGAGCAGCCAAACGAUGCGAACGCAGGGGACGAUGAGGAGGUGGCUGCUGAGGUCGAUGCGCUGGAGCAGCAGCUGGAGCAGCAGGAGCUGACCGAGGCGGAGCUGGAAGCGGCCGAAGAGGCACGGCUACGGGAGGAGCUGGACAAAACGCUGAUGGAAAAGAAGAAGGCGCGGCAGGUGCGGAACGAGGACCCGAAGAUUACCAAGCUCAAGGAGGCAGAUACUGUGUCAGACAUUUAUAACGUUGCCGAUGAGAUCAUCGUGCUGGAGAAGAAGAAGACGAAGAAAGGGUUCGGCAAGUAAGCGGGGCGGCAGGGCAGCCAAAUCCGUCGCAGGCCAAACAUAAUCCACCGGACCCCGAUGCGUGCCACACCGUGACGGAAGGGCAGCGAACGUCGGCGACAGGAGUUUUUAAGAAUGCUGCAUAUACAUCACAAGCUGUAUCUGUGAUCUCUGGAUGAUUGUGGUUUCGUUUGCAGGUGUGGGUGUGCUCGUGUGCACCCGGAGAGAUUUUGGUAGCGUAUUGUUUUGCGUCUGUUUUUUUUGUAACAAAAAUGCGUUUGUGUUGAGAUGCACUUUGUGAUAAAAAUUGAAAUGUAUUUUGUAGUAAAAACCAAAGAGUCGUCUUAAUAAACUGUUGCCAUUGAUGGAUA
This is a messenger RNA of Anopheles gambiae (African malaria mosquito), 2604 nucleotides long. RefSeq names its product trichohyalin. The record is from RefSeq and is a predicted model, not a curated record. The transcript is spliced from 7 exons. The coding region runs from base 554 to 2254 and encodes 566 amino acids. Lineage: Eukaryota; Metazoa; Arthropoda; Insecta; Diptera; Culicidae.